Messenger RNA from Halichondria panicea, 1152 nucleotides. RefSeq lists its product as uncharacterized. The transcript has 4 exons. The coding region runs from base 163 to 957 and encodes 264 amino acids. The record is from RefSeq and is a predicted model, not a curated record. Lineage: Eukaryota; Metazoa; Porifera; Demospongiae; Suberitida; Halichondriidae.
GCAUAUGCAUCAUUGGGGGAAAGUGAAAACCACAAAACUCGGCCAUAUUGAAUUCUGAUUAACAUCUAGUAGCUGUUGACUGACGCGACACAGCCAACAAGUGUUUUCUAACUGCCAGUCUGCUAUUUAUGAGUGAUAUCGAACUCUUGUUUUCCGAAUCAAAUGGCGACACGUAUUGAGUCUGAAAAUCCUGAGUCUGAUUUGUUACAUUUGAUCGAAGAUGUCAGUAAAGACAUCCCGCCUAAGUCUCUGAACUAUGUUCGAGUAUGCUUUUUGCUGGCUGCCAUUCUACCAUCAAAUGCACCGAAAACAGUCGUGAACGGUGAGAACCUCAUCAGUAGAAUCUAUCACGAAACUCUCAAGGAUAAGGAAGGAGGUCUUGCGAGGUUUUGGUAUGUUUUGAAUGAGACCCAAGCUUGUCCUGCUGAUUGGCUUAAAAAGCUGCGCAAAUCUGUUACUAAAGCAUAUGUUGUGCCUGUUUUGCUUACACCAAUGGUUCACUUUCGUUCAAUGAUUCUGAAAAUUGUGGCUAAUAUUGCAAACGAUAGAGAUGUAGCCAGCGGGAUUAUCAAUACAGCAGGAGCUACUUUUAAUCCUCGCACAACUCUCAACAAUCUAUCAAGGCCAUUGGACAACAAGGACUACACUGUUCCUUUGCUUGAGUUCUUUGAAAUAGCAGAGAAGCAAUUGGAAGUUGAACCUGACAACCUUGACAAUCUUCGUGAAUGGUUAAAGAAAGCUGGAUGCAAGAAGGUCAUAAGAGACUAUGUGGAUACCUUUGACCCUACAAAGGAAAUCAGGAUCUUGAAUAUACUUUUUUUAGGUACUGAGAAGCAGAACCAGCUGACUGACAUGAGCCAGAGAAUAGAAUCCGGAAGUACAGAAGAAGAGCGACGGCCAAGCAAAGGAGAGAGUGAGAUGGUCCCACUCCCAGGGAAUGGCACGAAGAUGGAUUGACUUUAUUUUCAUCCGAAUCACAUGCAGUAUAUCUAUAUAAACAAGCUGCUUUUUAAUAGCUAGGUUCACACACAGUCCAUGGUACCCCAUAAACAAAUACUUUGUUGCAGUUCAUUAUAUUGUUUAGUAUUUUAUCAUGAUACCUAGGCUAUUGACAUUCAUUUUGCACAAUUAACUUUUUCACCAUUAACUUUU